Molecule: messenger RNA, 2080 nt
Organism: Nelumbo nucifera (sacred lotus)
Lineage: Eukaryota; Viridiplantae; Streptophyta; Magnoliopsida; Proteales; Nelumbonaceae
Source: RefSeq, a predicted model, not a curated record
UUACGUUUGGCGAUAAAAAUCGACCGUAAAUGUUUCUCCACCCGAGCAAGAUCGUUGAUUUUAUGGCAUUUUCUUGAAAAUUCCGGCUUUGUUGAGGAUUCCGAUGAAUAUAAAUGGCGACGGCGGCAAUGGCUAGUGCCCUCGGUGCGGCAUUAAUUUUGUAUUACGUGUGGAGUCGGAGAUGGUCCCCGAAGGACGAGGAAGAUGAUCGCAGAGGGGACGUCUCGAAAUCAAGUCGUUCGAGUAAGAGAAAAAUCGUUCGGAGACCUGCGCAGGCGCCUGCCACGUGGUUGGAAGCGAUCACCACCCUGUCGGAGACGCUUAGGUUUACGUAUUCGGAAACCCUAGGCAAAUGGCCGAUAGGAGACUUGGCUUUCGGCAUAAACUAUCUCAUGCGACGGCAGGAUAAUAUGCAUGUCGCACGUGUGUAUGCUGGAAGUAAUUCUGUGCAGCUUAAAGGUCCUGAAGUUAUUGUUGAGUUGACUCAUCUUCUCAAAUUGUUGACUCUUUGCAUGCUUUUCUCAAAAAAGCCAUUUCCAGUGUUUUUGGCAUGUGCUGGUUACUCACAAGAAGAUGUGCUUCUUCAAAAACCUAAGGCAGGGCUUCUGAAGCCUGCUUUUACAAUUUUAUGUGAUAGAAGUUCAAAAUGCUUCCUGCUAUUGAUUCGGGGAACCCAUAGCAUUAAGGACACACUAACAGCAGCAACUGGAGCAGUGGUCCCUUUUCACCAUUCACUUUUACAUGAAGGUGGUGUCUGCAAUUUAGUCUUAGGUUAUGCACAUUGUGGUAUGGUUGCUGCAGCUCGUUGGAUUGCGAAGCUUAGUACACCUUGCCUUCUUAAGGCACUUGGUGAUUAUCCCAACUACAAAGUCAAGAUUGUUGGGCAUUCAUUGGGUGGUGGAACUGCUGCACUCUUGACAUAUAUUCUCCGGGAACGUAAAGAGUUCUUUUCAAGCACUUGUGUAACAUUUGGUCCAGCUGCUUGUAUGACUUGGGAUUUAGCAGAAUCAGGGAAGCAUUUCAUUACCACUAUAAUCAAUGGUUCUGAUCUGGUGCCAACAUUCUCAACUGCUUCUGUUGAUGGUCUUCGUUCUGAGGUGCUGCAAUUAAACCUUAUUUAUAUUCUUUUGCAGGUCACAGCUUCAUCUUGGUUUAAUGAUCUGCGGGAUCAAGUUGAGAAAACGAGAUUCCUAAAUGUUGUGUAUUGGUCUGCAUCUGCUCUGGGAUCUCACUUACCAUCUAUAGCUAGUGCAAGAGCAAGGGUUGCAGGUGCAGGUGCACUUCUGCGCCCUGUCUCCAACGGUACUCAGGUAGUGAUGAAACGUGCACAAGAUGUUGCCCAGGCUGUUGUCAGGACCCGCUACUCUCUGUCAUCAUGGGCAUGCAUGGGUGCACGUCACCGUGUUGUAGCUCCAUCAUUAAACUCUAAAGAGGAAGGAGAUGCGCCAGAUGCUCCUCUAUUACCUGAAAAAAGCUCUCAGCGUGUUGUGCCCAAAAGGGUCUUGAGAGAACCAAAGUUGGAUGGGCUGGAUUUUCGUUGCUCGAAGGGGGGAUCAGGGCAUGAAGAGACAUCGGAGGAGGAGCUCCUUCCCGUGGAGUGUGCUGCCAGUACAUCCACUGCUGAAGAGAUGUCAGAAGGGGAGUUGUGGAAUGAGCUGGAAGAGCUUCACAGGCAGGGAAUUGAAGCCAAUGUUAAGGCCCGGGAAGAAGAAGCUGCAGCUGCUAAAGAAAUUACAGAAGAGGAAAAGAAGCUGACUAAUACAGCAGAAAACAAGCAGCCUUCCACAUCAUCGGAUGCUUCAGAAACACACCGCUUCUACCCACCUGGUAGGAUCAUGCAUAUAGUUGCCAUGCAACCAUCUGACACAACUAAUCCAGGCGAUGGUGGCUCGAAUAAAGAACAUGUAGGUAUUUAUGAGACCUCCAGAGAUAUGUACAGUAAACUGCGACUAUCUAGGACUAUGAUAACUGAUCAUUAUAUGCCUAUUUAUAAGAUGAUGAUAGAACAAUUGAUCAGUGAACUGGAAAAUGAUGAAGAAAACAGUACCUGUAUAAAUGUGAAGGAGAAAUAAAGGUAAAG